This is a messenger RNA of Meriones unguiculatus (Mongolian gerbil), 1799 nucleotides long. It is a transcript of the gene Gtpbp6, whose product is annotated as GTP binding protein 6 (putative). Lineage: Eukaryota; Metazoa; Chordata; Mammalia; Rodentia; Muridae. Gene Ontology annotation, cellular component: cytoplasm. The record is from RefSeq and is a predicted model, not a curated record. The coding region runs from base 41 to 1522 and encodes 493 amino acids. Gene Ontology annotation, molecular function: ribosome binding; GTP binding. The transcript is spliced from 10 exons.
CGCACGCGCAGGACCACUUCCCUUGACCGGGCUACUUCCCAUGCAUCCCCUGCGCGCCGCCCUCCUCCCGGGGCUCCUACUCCUGCGAGGGCGGCGGGUCCUUACAGCCCAGAGCCGUGCACAGACCCCGCCGCCAUGGCCGGCGCGAAACGUCAGCGGCGGCCUCCGGGGCCCCGGGAGCGCGGGGACGGGGUUCGUACGCGCGCACGGGGAGGGGCAGCCGACAGAGCACGGGGAGGAAGAGGAGGAGGAGCUGCUGGACGCGCAGCCGCCGCUUCCGCUGCUGUCCUCCGCACAUCGCGUGUGCAUCCUGCACCCUGAUGUCAAAGGCCCAGCCGGAAGGAAGCUGCGUUCCACAGCUGAGAAUGAUGUGGCAGAAGCAGCCUCUCUGGUACGUACACUGCCGGGGUGGUCAGUGGCGAGGACCCUGGUGGUACCCACGAAAGUUCCCGACAGCAAGAUGGUGUUCGGGAAAGGCAACUUCCGGGACGUCACUGAGAAGAUCCGAGGGAGCCAAGACAUCACGUGUGUCUUCCUGAAUGUGGAGAGGAUGUCAGUCCAAACCAAGACUGCCCUGGAGGCCGCGUGGGGCGUGCCCGUGUUGGACAGGUUCACCGUGGUCCUCCACGUCUUCCGCUGUAACGCACGAACCCGAGAGGCCCGGCUGCAGCUGGCACUGGCAGAGAUCCCGCUGCUCAGGUCCACCCUCAGCACUAGAACAACCACACAGAACCAGCCAGGACAGGGUUCACGGUACAUCAUGGGGUCAGGGGUGUCGUCCACGGAGCUUCGGCAGCGGGCACUGAGGGACCGGGAGGCUCGGAUCCGGCAGGCGCUAGCGCGGUUGCGAGACAAACGUGAUCUGCUGCGGAAGCUGCGUACCAAGCGCGAGUUCCCUGUGGUGUCUGUGGUCGGCUACACAAACAGCGGGAAGACCACGCUUAUCAAGGCGCUGACUGGGGAUGCUGCCCUGCAGCCACGAGACCAGCUGUUCGCAACUCUGGAUGUAACCGCCCAUGCGGGGUGGCUGCCAUCACGUGUGCCCGUGUUGUACGUGGACACUGUGGGCUUCCUGUCUCGGCUACCGCAUGGCCUCAUCCAGGCCUUCUCUGCCACGCUGGGGGAUGUGGCUCACUCAGAUGUGGUUGUGCAUGUGAGGGAUGUGGCACACCCGGACACUGAGCUGCAGAAGGAAACUGUCCUGUCCACACUCCAGGGCCUGCGCCUGCCUCCUACCCUGCUGGACACUGUACUCGAGGUUCACAAUAAGGUGGACCUGGUGCCGGGGUACCAACCCACGGUGUCAGGUGCACUGACUGUGUCUGCAACCUCGGGACUUGGCCUAGAUGAGUUGAAGGAGGCACUGGAGGGCUUGGUUCUACAGGCCACUGGCCGGACAGUUGUCACCCUCCAAGUGCCGUUAGGUGGGGUGGAGCUGAGUGUGCACCUGUGUGUACCUGUUUCCCCGCAGCUGGCUGUAUGCAGAGGCCACAGUGCAGCAGCUAGAAGAGAUGCCCGAUGAGUGCACGGCCCAGCUGACCGUCAUCAUCAGCCAGGCUGCCCUCUGCAGGUUCCGGAAGUUGUUUCCUGGUGUUCUUUAAGUGACAAGCUGGCCUAAGUGGACCAGAAGUGGACCCAGCUGGUGGGAGGGUUUAGGCUACGCACAGCACAUAGCUCCGCUCUCCUUCCUGAACUGACUGACAGCUGCUAGUGGGAGGGUGUGGGCCAUCCUGGAGCCCCACCACUUUCUGCCUCCCACACUGACUGACAGCUCGCAAUAAAACAGGACUUGCACUGUG